AACCGAAAUGCUGUUGAAACAGUUACCACAGGUAGUGCAGCAAUUGCGCUGCCUAUCCUCUGCCACCACUGCUGUAACGAGACUGCACCGGUCUGUAUAUUGCCGGUUAUAUCCAACAGUAGUUGUGCAGCCCGAUGGAUCCACAAUAAACAUUCGCUACCACGAGCCGCGUAAAAUCAUUAAGCUUCCUUUGGAUCUUAGUACCUUGUCUGAUUCAGAACGUAAGGCUAGGCUGGAAGCCCGGAAACCCCGCAAGAAGGUGAAAAUUAUGGAAGAAGUAGAAGAUAACUUCAAUGCCAAGAAAUACAUGAAGUACAUUAAAAAAAAGAAGUAGCUUUCAUACAUCAUAAAUGUAAACAAUUGUUAAAUAAAGAAAAUAGUCUAUGUUAUAUAAGUCUGGCAGCUCCAUGAUGUAUGUUGCCAUAUCUUUGAAUAACUUGCACGGCAAAAAGAUAGAAAAA
This is a messenger RNA of Drosophila ananassae, 461 nucleotides long. RefSeq names its product 39S ribosomal protein L55, mitochondrial (gene mRpL55). Gene Ontology annotation, cellular component: mitochondrial large ribosomal subunit. Gene Ontology annotation, molecular function: structural constituent of ribosome. Bases 8 to 334 code for a protein of 108 amino acids. NCBI's taxonomy places the organism in Eukaryota, Metazoa, Arthropoda, Insecta, Diptera, Drosophilidae. Gene Ontology annotation, biological process: translation. The record is from RefSeq and is a predicted model, not a curated record. The transcript has 2 exons.